This is a messenger RNA of Stereum hirsutum FP-91666 SS1, 1844 nucleotides long. RefSeq names its product acyl-CoA N-acyltransferase. Gene Ontology annotation, molecular function: acyltransferase activity, transferring groups other than amino-acyl groups. The coding region runs from base 609 to 1217 and encodes 202 amino acids. NCBI's taxonomy places the organism in Eukaryota, Fungi, Basidiomycota, Agaricomycetes, Russulales, Stereaceae. The transcript is spliced from 2 exons. The record is from RefSeq and is a predicted model, not a curated record.
GUGGCGGCGUUCGAUGUCCCUUGGACGUCCUGUGGAGUAAGUCUUAGUAGAAAGAACGGAACGUGCGCUCAAACGAGUUGAGUCAGACCGCAACAUAGCGGCUUCGUAUGAGAGCAUGCCUAGAGAUUCUCUAUGUAGCACAAAGAUCAACAUAAUGUGUCGAGUCAAAACAGUGUUGCUCAAUAGCCCAAGGUGACCACGGAUAAGCAAGACCAUCCUGCUCGGGAUCAAAACUGAAAAUUGAAAUACACAACGCACCGCAAAUCUGCUUCAGAUCCGUGCAUCAGGAAGGCCGUGUUCAAUAUCAAUUAUCUGGCAGGUCGAUCAGACACCGUUAAGGAACGGAUAACGCAGCCGCACGAGGGAUAGCAAGGACCGAGGAGGUCGUUAUCUCUGCGUCUCAUGACGCUAUGCAGACAAUCGAUUUCGAUUCUCGAAGGCACCGAGGACGUGAAUGCUUGUGCACGAUAGCGAAGCGUCCUGGCGACCGACGUGUAUAUCGUCUGAAUCAACAACGAACACUCCUCCCAACAAACCUAACCAAGGCGGAGCACCAACCCCUAUCAUUUGCCAUCCACCUUACCACCACCCACCACUCCGCACACGCGAUGGCCGACCCAACCUGGCGCCUCGAAACCCCCCGCCUCUUCAUCACUCACUUCCUCCCCUCCAACGACGCCCACGCCGCCUUCCUCUUCAAUCUCUACAACUCACCCAUCUUCAUCGCCGCCGAAGGCAAAACCGGCAUCGACACCCUCGAGAAAGCGCACAAAGUCCUCAUCGCAUUCUCCGAGCGUCAGGCCAAAUACGGUUUCGGACAAUACGUCAUCUGGCUCAAAUCUCACUCCGCUGAAUCCUCUUCUCCGUCCGAACUCUCGUCGAGUUUUGAGGAUGCGAAGCCGAUAGGAAACGUUUCGUUGAUGAUGGGGCAUUAUAAAGUCCCCGACGUAGGGUUCGCGAUUCUGGAAGAGGAGAAUGGGAAAGGGUAUGCGACGGAGGCGGGGAAAGAGAUUAUUAGGCAUGCGUUGGAGGACUUGAAGCUUGACGGUGUCCUUGGAUUCACGAGUGUGAGGAAUGCGAAGAGUAAGAAGGUGUUGGGGAAGGUUGGGUUGGAGGAGAGGGGGGUGAGGAAGCUUGUCGCGUUUGGGGGCCAUGAGAGCUUCGUGUUUGCGUUGCCGGGAAUGGGGGACUUAAAGGAGUAUGGGAUCGAUGAUUGAUUGGGUGUCGGGGUGAAAAGCGGCGGAGCGGGAAUAGAAGGCAUGGACGAAGCGUAUAAGAUAGGCAUAUGGAUACAUACACCGUUUCGGAGCAGCGUUAGGACUCUUCCUCCUUCUCGAAUACCAUCUCCUUCUCCGUAUAACCAUACUCCUUCAUCCCGUCCGGUCCCUUACCCAUUCCGUCCGAACAGUACACCGCAUCGACCCUGCCUUCAAACCUCCUCAACUUCAUCUCUCCCCAAAACUUCAACCCACACUUCUCCAUGGUCUUCCUGCUCCCUAUGUUCCCCGGCCUGGUAUACCCAGUAAACUGCGUCACUCCGUGCUCCUUCCGUGCGUACUCCAUGAGUGCGGUGGCGGCCUCAGAAGCGUAGCCUUUGCCAUGUUCGGAGGGGGUGAUGGCAAAGCCGAUGUCGGGGACAGAGUAAAAGCCUUCCCGAAGGAGGAGAGAGACCGCACCGAUAGGUGUAGCGUUCGAGAGAUAGAAGGACGAGGAGUUGUCUGGUUUCAGUGAUAUGAGGUAUUGGCCAUAUCCGAUCUUCUCGUGGGUGUUGACGAAUGCUUGAAUCCUUCCUCGUGCAAGAUCGCGAGUCGUCAUGCCGGUAUCGCCAACGGCAGCGAUGAAGG